Molecule: messenger RNA, 3486 nt
Organism: Eriocheir sinensis (Chinese mitten crab)
Lineage: Eukaryota; Metazoa; Arthropoda; Malacostraca; Decapoda; Varunidae
Exons: 5
Coding region: 203-1345 (380 amino acids)
Source: RefSeq, a predicted model, not a curated record
CCUCGAUCUGAGCCCACUUGUUUACACCCUGGGCAUUCUCACCUCACACCACGCCGAGCUUCUCUUUUUUCCCUCUAAUUCCUCUCUUAUCCCUCUCCUCACGCUGCCCUGCUCACCAAUCAACCAAAGCACCCCAGCCAUUUAUUUACAAGGCCAAGGAGUCGUGUGUGAGGUGUGUGUUGGGGUACUGAGGCUGUUUAACAUGAGGCGAGGCGUGGGUAGCAGAGGGAGGGACACAAUGCCGCCCGUUCUGAAGAGCAGGGUGCAGAAGGUGAAGCAAGCACUGAGGCAAAAGAAAGAGCCGGAGCCACGACGGAGCAAUAGAACUCCCAAAAUUAGUGAGAAGCUGAAGGAGUACUUAGACGAUCAUGUUGAAGAAGAAAAACCAACGAGGAGGAGCGGCCGGCCCCCCAAAGUCACCGAGAAACUGAAGGAACUCAACAAUGCCAGAGGCAGCACAAAAAAGGCCAAGAAGGAGCUCCUAGAUCCUGUGCAGGCUAGCAAAAUACUUGGAGCUGAAUACAAGGAGGCCAAGGUCGUGAUCAAGGCCCUGUCCAAAUCAGCUUUACAGAACCAAUCCAGGAAAUACACAUUCAAGAAGGAGCCACGAGUCACCUUGAAGAGGCUUGGAAACAUGGGCGCAGGCAGCAAGAAGAACACCAGAGUAGCCUCGUCGAAACUGCUCAGGAGGAGACCCGGUUCAGCAAGGGUGACGUCUAAUAACAACAACUCGCAGUCGGGGUUAAAGAAAAUCGUGGUGAAGGCUGAGGUGGUGCAGAGUUCUUCCUCACCAGUGCCGAGGAAGAGGGGAAGGCCAAAGAGGGUAAACAGCAAUCCCGAGCCAGUCCUUACGGUUACGCAUGUUCCGGUACUGGGAACACGAGGGAAACGGAAGAGGCCGGACACGGAUAUCACGGAAACGAAGCCAAGAGAGAAGCGUGUUCGCAGGACACCAAGAGGUUCAAAGCAGGAGGAGGAAGACGAGGAGGAUGAAUCGCCUGAAGUCAAAACAAAAAUAACGCGCUUCGACCCGACAGUGAUGGAGAACCUUCUCGACUUCGGUUUAAAGGUCCAGGAAGUCUUGAGCUUCAACCGAAAGACACUGGACAAACUGCUUGACAACUGGGGGAACUCCGAGCCCACCACCGAGGAGGUUGAGAAGAAGUUUGAGGGCACUGAGAGUGGCGACCUCGAGGGCAUCAUGACCUGGCUGGAGGAGGAGCAGCGGCAGAGGAAGGAGUACCAGCAGGAGUUGUUGGAGACCUUGCGGACGUCACACAAGACCAACAUGGCGCUCUACUCCCACAUGCUGACGGUGCUGAAGUCGGUCACAGCCAGCGCUUAGAACCGACACUGUAAGAGUUAGUAUAGGACAGUUCACCCUCCGAGAAGACUAUUACGUACAAUAUGUUUAGCUGAGAAGGAUGUUUAAGCCUGCAGAAAGGUAGUUUAUUGUAUUGUAAAAGCAGCACACCACGCCUCCCUCUCCCUCCAGGAAACUGAUAUCCAUUUAAAAUUUGACUCCACUUAAGUUUGACCAUAAAGAUUUGACACCCGAAAGUUUUGAUGUAAAUUACUGUGGAAAAUUUUUGCUUUUACACGAGUAUUUAUGGCGUGUUACGGUGGCUGAGUGGAUAGCGUGACGGCGCCGCGUUCAGGACGAUGCGAGUUCAAUCCCCGCCUGGUGCCACAAGCCGGGAUUUUUCAGCCGCCACUGAGUGAAGUUUGUUCUUCAGGAAGUUAAUUAUCGGGCUCUUUGGAGUGCAUCUGUGUUGAAUGCCAGAAGUUUGCUGUCGGAUCACAUGCAUUGUAGGAAGGUUUUCAACUCCCACCUGCCUGGCUGUUUAUCUGUGUUUGACAUUUGCUCCUCUCAACUCUUCAAGGGGUUGGACACAGCAAAGAAUUGUUUGUUUCCUUAUUUGGUGCACAUGUUGGAUGAUUUGGUCUCUUCCCUUCCCUAGAUACAAGUGUGGUUGAUUCAGGUAUAGACUGGAGACAGUUAGAUGUAUACUGACGAGAUAAUUAGGUAUCAGAACAUGGACUGUAGGCCAGACCUUAAUGGUAUAGCCUUUGUUUUGUGGUAGGAGUAAGGCCAGUUUUCUCUCCCCUGCGUUGGUCCUUGGCAGAUGAGUGGCUCACCUUGUCAGUGCAGUAAUCACUCUAUUUGAUGAGAUUGACAUUUAUCCUGCCACAUGAACCUACACACGCUUCAGUAUGUUGAUAUAAAUUGUAUUUUAUUUGAUACCUUUUAUGUUAUUAUUGAGGAUUUUUUUCUUUUUUAACUAUUAAGACAAAACUAUUUUUAUUUGAUGAAAUAGUAUUUAGUUUGUACUGUUUUUCUUUCUUCUUCUUCAUGUCACAUCCCGGCAGGUGGAACUUAUGCCCUCUGCCUUCUUUUCGCUGGAGCUGAAAGCAAGAGAUGGCAAGCAUUCUCCUACCUCACUAGAUGCAUUUCCUGUCCUGCUGUUGGGGUUACCUCUUAGUAUGUACUGUAAACAAGAUAUUUUAUUUGGUACAGUAUUGUACGUAUUGAUACUUUUUGAUAUAACAAACUUUAUGCAACAAAUUGGUGUCCCCCACUUAGAUGAUUAAAUAGAGGGUUUACUGUUUAUGAAUUUUGUAAAGGUGUGGCAACUGUGGUGUGUUGUGUGUGCAUAGCUAAUGGGAAGCACAAGCUGGGUGCUGUGUCUUUGGUGGCAUCGCAGGGUAUGUGCUGCUCACUUAGGUUAAUUAUGAACUGAGUGGAAAGAAUACACUUUAUUGUAUUUACAAAGCUUUGUACUAAUUGUUUUCACAAAAACAAAUCUGUAUGGUAAUUUACCCUGAAAAGCCCUCAGGCUCAUGAGUUACACAUUGUUCCCACUUACAGAAGUGCAAUACCCAUUGUUUGUUAUUAGUACUUGUGUUUAUGAAAAUUUCAAGCUUUGCAAGACAUAUUCCUUCAGUUUUCUUAUAAAUUCAACUUUUUUUAUUAUACAUACAUGGUUACCUGUUCACAAAUAUAAAAUAUAAUCUUCAUAAUGAGUUUUAACCCAAUCUCCAAAGCAUCAACUUUGGGAUCAUCUAUUUGUGGCGAGUCUUUAAAAGCAGCGCCGAGAACUUGCGCCGCACACACCGAGACACUCGCUGGUCACCCGGCAGCUAGCUACACAACGUGGCCUACUGUUGUGGACACUCCAUUAUUGUGUACGAAAUCCUUUUUUUUCCCCUAUGUAAAUGUUUUAAUAAGUUGUUUUUUAAACUGUAAAGAACUAUCUUAGAAACAAUAUUCUACAUCAACACAACAUGUCUGAUGUUAUUGUGUUGACUCAAGAGGAACAGGUACUUGGCAAUUUUUUUUUAUAUAUAUUUAGUUACAUUAAUGGAGACAAAAUAAGAAGCAUCAGCCUAACCAUAUGACUGAACUGACAAGGAUCAGCUAUACAACAGUGUGCAUUGCAUUCAGGUUCUAUAAACAAACCUGACAGUAAACUGUAUACCAAACAA